This is a messenger RNA of Cuculus canorus (common cuckoo), 2832 nucleotides long. It is a transcript of the gene REPS2, whose product is annotated as RALBP1 associated Eps domain containing 2. Gene Ontology annotation, cellular component: plasma membrane; cytoplasm. Bases 1 to 2235 code for a protein of 744 amino acids. Gene Ontology annotation, biological process: endocytosis; endosomal transport. The record is from RefSeq and is a predicted model, not a curated record. Lineage: Eukaryota; Metazoa; Chordata; Aves; Cuculiformes; Cuculidae. Gene Ontology annotation, molecular function: calcium ion binding; protein binding. The transcript is spliced from 19 exons.
AUGGGAUGGGCAACAGGCAGCCGUGGGGGAGACGAUGCCCCCCAGCCUCGUGUCGGGGUUUUGACACCUCUGCCCCUCCGGCUUUGCGUUGGACCCCGCGAUUCCCGUGGCUCUGCCCUGCGGCACAGCGAUGCGAUCCCACGCAUCCCUGGGCUGGCGACGGGAGCGAGCGGAAAAACCAGGAGGGAAAGCCGGCGGGCAGGAGUGGGAGGGGGGAGCCCGCAGGGCGGUCCCCGGGGCGGGGCGGGCCGGCAGGGGGCGGGCAGGGGGCGGACGAGGCGGCGGGCGCUGCGGAGCCCGGGCGGGGAGCGCACCUUCCCGGCGCCGCCCCGCGAUGGAGCAGGGCCCGGCGGGAGCCACCGCCGCCCCCGCCGCCGGCCCCGCCGCGCCGCGCCUGCCGCCGAGCCCGAGCGAGCAGCAGCUCCUGUCGCGGGGCUGCCCCAGCCCCCCGCGGGCAGCGGCGUGCGGGAGAGGCUGCGGGCGUCCCGGCUGCCCCCCGACACCCUGCUCCAGAUUACAGAAGUUUGUGGAGCCAAGUGUGUGGGUUAUUUUGGUCCUGCUCGAUUUUAUAUUGCUUUGAAGUUAAUUGCGGCAGCACAGUCAGGGUUCCCAGUAAAGAUUGAGAGCAUUAAGAAUGUAUUGCCUUUGCUGCAGUUUAUGGCUCUGAAAAAUGACAGUGAAGUACAUUACGGGACUCCAGCAGAACUCCAUGGAGUUAAAUUUCAGGUUCCACAUGCAACUUUGGAAAAAAAUUCCUACAAAAGAACAGAUGAAGGGGACAAACAGGAACCCAAGUCUCCACCAAUGUCUCCAAUCUGCUCACCUCCUGCUUCUCCAUCUACUUACCAGAGGAUACCUUUAAGUUAUGGAUAUGGUAAAUCAAGAAGUGGUCUGGAGCAGCAGCAUGGAGCUCCUUAUGAAGUCAGACACUCUACUCACCAGCAAGAUGGACCAUCAUCAGGGAACUAUGGAGCAAAACCUUCACUAGCCUGUUCAACUCUUAAUCGGUCUCUUUCAGCAGAGCGGGAGCAGCAGGACAGCAGCGCCCACUACUCCGAUGACCCUUGGAGGAUAACGGAAGAGCAGCGAGAUUACUACAUCAACCAGUUCAGGUCCCUGCAGCCUGACCUGAACGCCUUUAUUUCAGGUUCUGUGGCAAAGAAUUUCUUCACAAAAUCAAAGCUGCCCAUCCCAGAGCUUUCUCACAUCUGGGAGCUGAGUGAUGUGGAUUGUGAUGGGGCGCUGACACUUCCAGAGUUUUGUGCGGCUUUCCACCUCGUGGUUGCAAGGAAGAAUGGGUACCAGCUGCCGGAGACGCUGCCGGAGACAUUGCUGCCCGAGUACCUUCAAGCAGCUUCUUUGAAGCCCUUGCGUGACUGUGCACUAUUUGAUUCUUACUCUGAGUCAUUGCCAGGCAGUCAGCAGACUCGGGACUUCAGUCGGACAGAGAAGACAUCAGCUGAAGAGAUACGUGAUAACUCUGCCUUGUUACAAGAUGGAAAGAAAGAUGACAAACAAGCUCUUAAAGGAAACACUGCUCUCAAAAUGAUACCAAAGGAAUUUCAGCACUUGACUGUGAAAACAGCUGCUCAGGAAUCUAAUGCACUUAAAGCCAGACCACGAUCCAGGUCUUAUUCUAGCACAUCAAUAGAAGAUGCCAUGAAAAAGGGAGAAGAGCCCCCUACUCCACCUCCAAGGCCACAGAAAUCACAUUCCAGAGCUUCCUCUUUGGAUCUAAACAAAAUAUUUCAACAAAACACACAAGCUGUGAGGUCUGGCUGGCUGCCCCCUCCCCCACCUGCACUGCCCCCUCGACCUUCUGUAUCUCAGGCAGAGCAAGUAUCUGAGGUUGAAUUACAACCUCAGAUGAAUAGAACUCCAUCGCAGGCAGAAGAAAACAGUUCAGCAAAAAAGGAGGUUGUUCUUGUUCAGCCACCCUCCAAACCUGCCCGCAGGAAGCUCCGGACAGAGGCACAGGGGCUGGAGACCCCCGAGCUUUCUCCUACUAUAAAUGUGACUUCUUCCCUGCCAGCAGUCAAGCAUCACCACCCAGUCCAAAAACAGUCUUCCAAACAGAAAAGGGCUAUUCAGACUGCUAUACGAAAAAACAAAGAAGCCAAUGCUGUGCUCGCCAGGUUGAACAGUGAGCUCCAGCAGCAGCUGAAGGAGGUCCACAAGGAACGAAUUGCCUUGGAAACACAGCUGGAGCAGUUACGUCCUGUCACUGUCUUGUGACCUCCUGCGCCGCCAUGCAGUGGCAAAGAGUGGAGCAUGCAUACCGACAGCCUUGCAAGGAGAAGAGUGUCGUGCAGCGGAGCAAUGUCCACCGAGGUGGUGUGGCUGUGGGGAGCACUAGUUUGUCAGGUCUCUGUUCACCCUGCUGCACGCAUUUGCGUUUGCAGGUGAAGAAGGUACAGAAAACCUGACUGCCAGAUAUUUCUGAGCGGGAGGGAUGUUUUGCCUUCCUUCCUCCCUCUUCUAGCCUAGUGUAUAAAUGCAAUUUAUCACUGAAAUGAAUAACCUGAGAGUAGUUUAUGUAAAGAAUUCCUGAUUUAUAUGCAUUCUGGCAGCACCUCCUGCCCUGAUCAUUAAGAGGUCUGGCAUUCCUGAAUUUUUGCUUAAAAUUAAAACUCAUCCUCUGAGAUGGGCUUCUGGAUGUUGCUGAUUCCUGUAGGAUUGUAUUAUGGUAGAGUACCUGUGGUUUUAAUGUACUACAAGAAUAAAACUAGACAUACUUUAUCCACAAUCAUAUGUCAGAUAAUUAUUUUCUUAGCAUUGUAUAUUAAGCGAUCACAGAUGUAUUUUAAUGUUAGAGAACUUGUAUUUUAUAAG